This is a messenger RNA of Brassica rapa (field mustard), 3279 nucleotides long. Its product is annotated as probable disease resistance RPP8-like protein 4. Lineage: Eukaryota; Viridiplantae; Streptophyta; Magnoliopsida; Brassicales; Brassicaceae. The record is from RefSeq and is a predicted model, not a curated record. Gene Ontology annotation, biological process: defense response to other organism. Gene Ontology annotation, molecular function: ADP binding.
GCAUUAUUGCCUGCGAAAAGUCAUUAUCGCUACAGACUAGAAAACUCACAUAUUUUCUUUUUAUUCAAAAUUAGAACCACAGAUGGCAGCCAAUAUAGACUGUUGAUAAGAUUGACUUGGAGUCUACUCUUUCAUUGCCACUCAUAUCUCUUCUUCCAAAGAACCUCUCUAAGCAAGUUGAAGAGCUGUUACAUGAAAGGAGAAUAGUGAUGGCUGAGGGAGUUGUGUCGUUUGGAGUGGAGAAACUCUGGGAUCUCCUGAGUCGAGAAUCAGAGAGACUGCAGGGAGUUCAUGAGAAAGUUGAUGAUCUAAAAUGUCAGAUGAGAAUGUUACAGUCAUUGUUGGAAGAUGCAGAUGCCAAGAGAUAUGAGAGUAAAGUAGUGAGAAGCUUCUUGGAAGAUGUCAAAGACAUUGUUUUUGAUGCAGAAGAUAUAAUCGAAUCCUUUCUUUUGAAAGAACUUAGUGGAAACCAAAAAGGGAUCAAGAGGCGUGUGAAAAGACUUUCUUGUUUCUUAGUGGAUCGCCGAGAUAUUUCUAUGGAAAUUGAAGGCAUAACUACGAGAAUGUCUAAGCUUGUUGCGCAAAUGCAGAGCUUUGGAAUACAACAGAUCAUCUACAGAUCACCGUCUCUACAAGAGAGACAAAGACCAAGGGAGAACCGACAAACAUAUCCAAAGACAUCUCAAAAGGAUCUUGUGGGGGUGGAACAGAGUGUUAACGAAUUGGUUAGUCAUUUGGUGGAGAAUGAUAGCAUCCAAGUAGUUUCCAUAUCUGGGAUGGGUGGUAUUGGAAAAACCACUCUUGCGAGACAAGUUUUUCAUCAUGACAUUGUUCAAAGUCAUUUUGAUGGAUUCGCAUGGAUCUGCGUUUCGCAAGAUUUUAAGAAGAAGGAUAUUUGGCAAAAGUUAUUGCGAGACCUCAGACCACAUGAGAAGGGAAUCGAACAUAUGAAUGAGGAUACACUCCAGGCUAAGAUCUUUCAUUUGUUGGAAACAUCUAAAUACUUAAUUGUCAUGGAUGAUGUAUGGAAAAAAGAAGACUGGGAUGUAAUAAAAGACGUAUUCCCCCAAGCAAGAGGUUGGAAGAUGAUUCUUACUUCACGCAAUGAAGGUGUUGGUUUGCAUGCCGACCCAUCAUGUUUUCCCUUUAGACCAAAAAUCCUUACUCCUGAAGAAAGUUGGAUGCUAUGUGAGAGCAUAGCAUUCCCUAGAAGAGAAAUAACGGAAUUUAAUGUUGAUGAAGAACUAGAAGCCAUGGGUAAGAAAAUGGUCAAAUAUUGUGGAGGACUACCAUUAGCCGUUAAAGUGCUGGGAGGCUUGUUAGCUAAUAAAACCAUGGUUGAAGAGUGGAAAAGAGUAGAUGACAAUAUUCAAACUCAGAUAGUUCGCAUAGAUGACAAAAGUCAAGAUUCUGUUUACCGAGUAUUGUCUAUGAGCUAUGAAGAUUUGCCAAUGCAGUUAAAGCAUUGCUUUCUCUACCUAGCUCAUUUUCCCGAAGAUUACGAGAUACAAGUGGAGAGAUUGUAUUAUCUCUGGGAAGCAGAAGGAAUAAUAACGUCAAGUGGCGAUGGAGAAACCACUAGGAAAAUUGGAGAAGAAUACAUAGACGAGCUAGUAAGGAGAAAUAUGGUUAUUGGAGUAAAAGAGGAUUUGAGUUGCAAAUGGGAGUAUUGUCAAAUGCAUGACAUGAUGAGAGAAGUAUGUUUAUAUAAAGCCAAAGAAGAGAACUUUCUUCAGUUUAUCGAAGUCCCUACUUCUUCCACCUCCACCAUCAAUGCUCAUACUCCUACGGGAUCUCGCAGACUCGCAGUACAUGGCGGUGAUACGCUGGGACGUCAAAACAAUAAAAAAGCUAGAUCUAUUUUGGGUUUUGGACUCAACAGCAACUUGUGGAAGCAGUCAGGUCAAGGAUUCCGAAAUUUACAAUUACUUAGGGUCUUACAUCUGAAUUUACAAACACAUGAUAGCGACUCUAGAGGAGGGAGAAUACCUUCGAGCAUUGGGAAGCUCAUUCAUUUGAGAUAUUUGAGCUUAGACAUGGGUUGUGCAACUCAUGUACCUUCUUCUUUACGGAAUCUAAAGCUUCUAAUCUAUUUGAGUAUUUUCUCCUUCAAAAGAAUUCAUCUGCCAAGUAUCUUUAAAGAGAUGGUAGAGUUGAGGCUCCUGAUGCUUCCCCAUGUAAUUGACCCUAAAACAAAGUUGGAAUUGGGUAAUCUAGUGAACCUCGAGUACUUGAGGUGGUUCCGAUCAGAAAACGGUAGCAUCACAGACUUACUCCGAAUGAAAAAGCUCAGGAAUCUCGAGAUAUAUCUCAAAGGCAGGUAUACUUCUGAAAUUCUAGCGUCAUCUCUCUGUGAAUUAAGAAACCUGGAGGAGCUUUGCUUGAUCGAUGAGAACAACGAAUCCGAUGGGGCUUAUGAUGUGGAUUUCGUUUGGAAUUUCAUUCAUCUAAGGCGUUUAGCGCUGGGCCUACAUGUGACAAGGCUUCCUGAUCACUCUCGAUUUCCUCCCCACCUUGCAUACAUAUCUCUAACUAAGUGUGAAUUGGAGGAGGAUCCACUGCAGAUUCUGGAAAAGUUGCUUCAUUUAAAGUCGGUUGAAUUAGGUUACAGCGCUUUCGUGGGGAGGAAGAUGGUGUGUUCAAAAGGUGGAUUCCCUCAAUUAUGUAAGCUACAAAUAUGGUUACUAGACGACUUGGAAGAGUGGAUAGUGGAAGAAGGGUCGAUGCCAUGUCUUCGUACCUUGUAUAUAUACAAUUGUAAAAAGUUGAAGGAGCUACCGGAAGGGCUCAAGUAUAUAACUUCUUUAAAGGAACUGAUAAUCACCGAUAAGAACAAGGAGUGGAAGACGAAACUCGUACCAGGUGGGGAAAGUUACCACAAAGUCCAACACAUUCCUAGCGUUCAAUUAGUCUAUGAUAGCGACGAAUAAGGAGAAUACAACCGUCUCAGGUAUAAUAUUCUUUUUUGGUAUAAUGUCAAUAUUGUUCAUUUUGUUUGUUAUGUAUCCUCCUUGAAGUUUAGUGUGAAAGUCUCAACUCUCUGUUAUUCGGUUUUCAGGUGAACCUACUCAGGAUCAGUACCCACCACUAUCGAUUGUGUGAUGUGAUAAUAAGUCGUUUUUGUUGUAUGAAGUUUACAUAUCUUGUUUGUGAUAUAUUCCGUUUAUCUAUUUGCAUGCUCAUUCACUGUAAUGCUAAGUUUGAAAUACAUUUGUAUGUUGAACCAUAUCUUCUUCGAUGUCUCCGUUGUGUGUGCUUAGUUGACUUGUAUGGUCGGAA